Balaenoptera musculus (blue whale) is the source of this 1125-nucleotide messenger RNA. Its product is annotated as zinc finger protein 256-like. Bases 1 to 1125 code for a protein of 374 amino acids. Gene Ontology annotation, biological process: negative regulation of transcription by RNA polymerase II. Gene Ontology annotation, molecular function: DNA-binding transcription repressor activity, RNA polymerase II-specific. Lineage: Eukaryota; Metazoa; Chordata; Mammalia; Artiodactyla; Balaenopteridae. The transcript has a single exon. The record is from RefSeq and is a predicted model, not a curated record.
AUGCUACAGGACCCGCCCCAGGUUCCCAUGGUAGCAGCAGCAUUUAUGGUCCCUGGACAGGGCCAUGUGAUCUUUGAGGAUGUGGCUGUGUCCUCCCAGGAGGAGUGGGGUCUCCUUAACGAUGCUCAGAGACUCCUCUACUGUGACGUGAUGCUGGAGAACCUGUCACUUAUAGCCUCCCUGGGGUGUUGGCGUGCAGUAGGUACUGAGGAGGCUGCUUCUGAACAAUGUGUUUCUGUAGAACUAGUGACACAAGACAGGAAUCCAAAUCCAGACCCAUCUAUCCUGAAGACUCUUACUUCGGAUACGGGUGCCCUGGUAGAGAAAGAUGUUUUGUACCUGGCUGAGCACCAAGGAGUGCAUCCUGUGCUGAAACCGUCCUCUUCUGGGGCCUGUGGGAAAAUGUUCACUUCUCACCUACAGCAGCACCAGAAGCAGCCCAUUGGAGAGAAACACCUCAGAAGCGAGGAGAAUGGGGCCUUGCUUGUGACGAGCUGCAAAGUCUUUUUACCCGUCAAUAUGUUCACAUGCGGAGAGGUUGAGAAGGCUUUCCUAGGCAGCUUGGGCUUUCCCCCACACCAGCCCUCCCACUAUGGAGAGCACCCAGGUACAAGCAGGCAGAGCAGGGAGGUCUCUCACCCUGGGGAAGGGCAUUACGAGUGCAGCGAAUGUGGCAAAGCCUUCAGUAAGAAGUAUAAAUUCACGGACCACCUGAGAGUUCACACUGGUGAAAAACCUUAUGAGUGCAGUGACUGCGGGAAGUUCUUUAGACUCACCUCCAGUCUUACUCACCAUAGGAAGGUUCAUACAGGAAAAAGGCUUUAUGAGUGCUGUAAUUGUGGGAAAGUGUUUGCCCACAAAUAUAAACUUGUUGAGCACCAGAGAAUCCACACUGGAGAAAGAUCCUAUGAGUGUAAUCAAUGUGGGAAAGCCUUCCUUCAAAAGGAUACACUUGUUCAGCACCAAAAAGUCCACACUGGAGAAAAUCCUAAGAGCAGUGAAUGUGGGAAGCCCUUCCUUUACAAAAAAAAUCUCCUUGUGCAUCAUAGGAUCCAUAUUGGAGAAAAGCCUUAUGGGUGUAGCAAAUGUGGGAAGUCAUUCAUCUUCAAAAAAAAGGCUUCUUGA